Messenger RNA from Setaria italica (foxtail millet), 2281 nucleotides. Its product is annotated as cyclin-dependent kinase B2-1. The record is from RefSeq and is a predicted model, not a curated record. The transcript has 7 exons. Gene Ontology annotation, cellular component: cytoplasm; cyclin-dependent protein kinase holoenzyme complex; nucleus. NCBI's taxonomy places the organism in Eukaryota, Viridiplantae, Streptophyta, Magnoliopsida, Poales, Poaceae. Gene Ontology annotation, molecular function: ATP binding; cyclin-dependent protein serine/threonine kinase activity; cyclin binding. The coding region runs from base 198 to 1184 and encodes 328 amino acids. Gene Ontology annotation, biological process: G1/S transition of mitotic cell cycle; protein phosphorylation; regulation of gene expression.
GGGAGCCGUUGGAGCGCCUACUCGGCGGCGACAUCUCAAACGGCUCUCUCCUUCCCCCCCGCUCCCUCCCGCGUACAAAUUCUCCCCCAAUUCCAAACCCUAAAUCCACGCACCCCCACAGCUCCAGACCCACCCACCACCGCCAUCCCCCCACGCCCAUCCCCAAACCCACCGCGAGCGAGGACCGGAUCCGGGCGAUGGCGACGCUCCAGCACCAGCCGAAGCCGGCGGCGGCGGCGGCGCCGUCGACGACCACGGGCGGCGGGCUGCGCGCCAUGGACCUGUACGAGAAGCUGGAGAAGGUGGGCGAGGGCACGUACGGGAAGGUGUACAAGGCCCGGGAGAAGGCGACGGGCCGGAUCGUGGCGCUGAAGAAGACCCGGCUCCCGGAGGACGACGAGGGCGUGCCCCCCACCGCGCUGCGGGAGGUCUCACUGCUGCGGAUGCUGUCGCAGGACCCGCACGUGGUGCGCCUCCUCGACCUCAAGCAGGGCGUCAACAAGGAGGGCCAGACCAUCCUCUACCUCGUCUUCGAGUACAUGGACACCGACCUCAAGAAGUUCAUCCGCAGCCACCGCGCCAACCACGAGAAGAUCCCCGCGCUCACUGUCAAGAUCCUCAUGUACCAGCUCUGCAAGGGUGUGACCUUCGUCCACGGCCGCGGGGUGCUGCAUCGCGACCUGAAGCCGCACAACCUACUCAUGGACCGCAAGACCAUGGCGCUCAAGAUCGCUGACCUCGGCCUCAGCCGCGCAGUCAUCGCCCCUCUCAAAAAGUACACCCACGAGAUCCUGACGCUGUGGUACAGGGCGCCCGAGGUUCUUCUUGGCGCCACGCACUACUCCACGCCGGUUGAUAUGUGGUCCGUGGGCUGCAUAUUCGCCGAGCUGGUCACUAACAACCCACUCUUCCCCGGGGACUCGGAGUUGCAGCAGCUCCUGCACAUCUUCAAGCUGCUUGGCACCCCCAAUGAGCAGGUGUGGCCAGGCGUUGGCAAGCUCCCCAACUGGCAUGAGUACCCGCAGUGGAAGCCCACGAAGCUCUCCACCCUUGUCCCCGGUCUCGAUGCCGACGGCUACGAUCUGCUCGGGAAAAUGCUGGAGUACGAGCCGACGAAGCGGGUCUGUGCAAAGGCGGCCCUGGAGCACCCGUACUUCAACGAUGUGAACAAGGACCUGUACUGAAGCGAUUGGAACCCACCGAGCGAGCCUUCAUCAUUUGGGGGGGGGGGGGGGGGCACAGCUUCUAUAACUUGUACUGUAGCUUGGUUGGUGUGUUAACAUGAUCCCCCUGCUGAAGGCUGAAGCAAUGCUUUUGCUUCCAGUGCAGUAGUAGCGUAUGCCUGUUUUUCUAGCUGCUGCUUUCCUUUGUGUUGUGCCAUUCAGUUAACUCGCUAAAGGACGAAUUUCAGCAUAAGUUAACUCGCAUUUGACGAGUGAAAUGAUGUUUCUUUGCACUUGGAGCUGGAAAUCCUGGAAUCAUCUUCGAUUUUGUUUUGUAAAACUUCCUUUUUAUCGUGCCUUGACGGCUGUAUUGGGGAAGUGGUUCAGCUCUGUUUGUCUGGCAAUUGUUUGUGUAGCAGCAGCCUCAUAAUCGUUGCAGCUCAUCGCCUAUCGGGUGAGGAGAGCGCGGCAGGCUACCUGAUAGCAGCAACAUUGGCAAUCUUAGGGAAUUCAUAAAAGCUGCUUACGUGGAGAGAAGGUAUGCUGGUGGGAGGUUUUCUGAAAGGCCUUCAAGAGAUAAACUGGUAAAUUUGAUUGGAUCUUAGAAGUCUAGUUGUUACCCUGUCUGAAAAUUAUCCAUUAUUAUCAUUCUGGCAUUUUGACUAUCAGAGGCUUCAGCAAGCCUACUGCUAUAUUCACUGAAUACCUAUAGAGGUGUAUUUGUUAUUAAAGCUCAUUUAUGUUUUAUUUACUAAGUAAAGCCUUCUUAUAAUGUACCUUUCCUAGCAUAUUUUGUAGCAAUGCAUCUUUCUGAGGUAAAUGAUAUUCCAUCUUGCAGAACGCUGAAAGCUUGCAGAAGCUUGUUUUUCUCUCCUUUCGAGCUUUCCAUUGUAUCAUGGAAAGCCAUAGCUUUUGGCCCACGAAAAGCUAAACUUGAAAGCUUGCCGUUUGUUUGGGAUUUCGACUUCUGGGACGAGAAGCUAGCUGAAAGCCCAAACAAAUAGGACCUCAGUAGGGUGAUAAGAAGGCUUAAGACAGUAUUAUUCUUGCGAUGAGUGAUGGAUGUAAAAUGGCACGUUGGCUUGCAAGAUUGACGCAUCUACGGUAUUACUUUUGGA